Prosopis cineraria is the source of this 1089-nucleotide messenger RNA. RefSeq lists its product as uncharacterized. Lineage: Eukaryota; Viridiplantae; Streptophyta; Magnoliopsida; Fabales; Fabaceae. The transcript is spliced from 2 exons. The record is from RefSeq and is a predicted model, not a curated record. Bases 178 to 891 code for a protein of 237 amino acids.
CUAUAAAUAGAUCAUGCUAAGCCUCCAUUAACGACAUCAAAGCUUAUUAUAUUCGUAUUCAAGUGAUAAGAUUAGAAUCUCUCACCGAUCAUCGUCGUCACCAACACAGACGAAGCAGCACCAAACAGUACACAGACACAGCCCUGGAGGAGAGAAAGAACUUGAUUAAAUAAAGUCAUGGAAUGGAAGAAAUAUGAUUUGGAUUUAAUGUUGGUGCCUUUAGGAGUAGUGAUAACCAUUGCUUAUCAUGUUUGGUUAUGGCAUAAGGUUCGAACCAGUCCCUUCUCCACCACCAUCGGCAUCAACGCUCAUGGCCGACGCUUCUGGGUUCCAGCCAUGAUGAAGGACAUUGAAAAGAACACCAUCUUAGUAGUGCAAACCCUACGUAAUCUGAUAAUGGGAUCAACUUUGAUGGCCACCACAUCCAUCCUCCUCUCCGCUGGCCUGGCCGCCGUGAUAAGCAGCACCUACAGCAUUAAGAAGCCUCUCAACGAUGCCGUUUUUGGGGCCCACGGCGAGUUCAUGCUGUCCCUAAAGUACGUGACAAUACUCACCAUCUUCCUCUUCUCAUUCUUCUGUCACACUCUGUCUAUUAGGUUUCUGAACCAGGUGUGCAUCCUCGUGGCCACUCCACAAGACCUAAAGUCCAUUAUAACCCCACAGUACUUGACAGAGCUUCUGGAGAAAGGAACCAUAUUAAACACUGUGGGAAAUAGGCUUUUUUACGCAGCACUUCCUCUUCUUCUUUGGAUCUUUGGUCCUGUGCUUGUUUUCUUGUGCUCGAUGGCCAUGAUUCCUGUGCUUUACAACCUUGACUUUGUUUGUGGGAGCGACGGCAGAGGGAAAGUUGACUUCAAUGGAACAAGGGAUGUUAAUGACUAUGUUUUAUGAGAAAUUCUUUGGACUAAAUAUGCAUAAUUGAUCAAAGUGUAAGCGUAAAUGUUUCAAUAAGUUUUGUCCAUAGGAUAUGCUAAAAGUGUGUUUGGUUUCACCUUGGAAAGUAACAUAUCGUGGUUUUUAAUGUGAUACCGAAUAUGUAUUAAAUGGGACGAUUCAAUGGUUUAUCAAUUGUUGUUUAGAUUGGAUUAA